Vicia villosa (hairy vetch) is the source of this 1169-nucleotide messenger RNA. RefSeq names its product F-box protein SKIP5. Gene Ontology annotation, molecular function: protein binding. The transcript has 5 exons. Lineage: Eukaryota; Viridiplantae; Streptophyta; Magnoliopsida; Fabales; Fabaceae. Bases 84 to 884 code for a protein of 266 amino acids. The record is from RefSeq and is a predicted model, not a curated record.
CAACACAAACGUAAAAGCCAACCAAACACGAUCUUACGAGUUUGCGGUGUACGAUGUAGAGACACAAACUCGCCUCAAACUUCAUGAACAUGACGGUAAUGGAAAACCACCAACAUCAACAACAAGAUAAUAAGGAACAGUUGAAAAAGUGUCAAAGGAAAAAAACCUCUCUUUGUUCUUCUCGUAUCAAUAAUCUCGAUGAUGGUUGUCUUAUGCACAUCUUCAGUUUCCUAUCCCCUAUUCCAGAUCGGUUUAACACCGCCCUCGUUUGCCACAGAUGGAAUUACUUGGCGUGUCAUCCUCGUCUCUGGCUUCGGGUAGAUCGAUCGGUUAAAGACUUAUCUGAGCCUGGUGUUUUCCCAAAUAUUGAAACGGCUGUUUCUGCUUCAAGGCCGGGUGAUACUAUUUUAAUAGCGGCUGGUGGAACUCAUCGCGUGGCGAACAUUCAGAUAAAUAAACCUCUAUGCUUGAUUGGUGCAGGUGAUAUUCCAGAUGACACGAUGAUCACUUGUUCGCGAGGCUCAGACAGUGCACUCGAGUUUCUCUCCACCUGCAAAUUAGCAAACUUAACCGUGAAGGCCGAGCUCGGUUGCUGCUUGCUUCAUCGAAGCGGAAGGCUGAUUAUAGACGGAUGCUUACUACAGUGCGAGUCCAAUCCUCUCGAUUUUCUCUCAUGUCCCAUCGUAAGUACUGCCUGUAGCAGCGAGGUACUUCCGUCACAAACCAAGUGCAACAACGGUGUAUUUGUUUCUCAAACUCGCAUUGAAGGAGGCGCGAAAGCCGUUUUGACUAGUGGAGAUUUGGCGCUGCAACGAGUCAGAGUGGUCUAUGCAAGAACUUCUCUUCUAUUCUGGUUUGAUGUAGAGCAGAUGUUAUCAAAUUGACCAUAACUGGUCCAUGUGUUGUUAUUUAAUUUAGUUUAGUGGAUUGAUGAUUGUUUUUCUGCUCUUGUUGUGUAUUAUUCUCAUUUGUAACAAUAAUUUAGUUUACUAUGAUGUUUAUGCUGUGUCGCGUCGUCUAACUUCGAUGUAAUAAAUUAGUUGUGUCCGAAAGGUUAUUCGGUAUGUUAGGUAAAAGGUUAAAUGUAUUGAGUUGCAUGGCCACACAGUUCUUGUUGUAAUGUUUGUGAAGAUUAUCCAGAUCAAAGAACCUAAUGUGUUCUUCUAGUA